This is a messenger RNA of Phodopus roborovskii (desert hamster), 1030 nucleotides long. RefSeq names its product carbonic anhydrase 2 (gene Ca2). Gene Ontology annotation, molecular function: carbonate dehydratase activity; zinc ion binding. NCBI's taxonomy places the organism in Eukaryota, Metazoa, Chordata, Mammalia, Rodentia, Cricetidae. The coding region runs from base 87 to 869 and encodes 260 amino acids. Gene Ontology annotation, cellular component: cytoplasm. The transcript is spliced from 7 exons. The record is from RefSeq and is a predicted model, not a curated record.
AAGCCGGACCGUGCGACCCGCGACGCGUACCGUGAGACCGCUGGAGUGACGACAACUGCUGCUCUGCCCCAAGCACCGGCGCGACCAUGUCCCACCACUGGGGAUACAGCGGGCGCAACGGACCAGAGCACUGGCAUAAGGACUUCCCCAUUGCCAAUGGAGAGCGCCAGUCCCCGGUUGACAUUGACACCAAGGCCGCUCAGCAUGACCCUAACCUUCAGCCACUGAGUGUAUGUUAUGAUCAUGCCGCUUCUAAGAAGAUUCUCAACAACGGCCACUCCUUCAACGUUGAGUUUGAUGACUCCCAGGAUUGUGCAGUGCUGAAAGGGGGACCCCUCAGUGGCACCUACAGAUUGGUCCAGUUUCAUUUUCACUGGGGCUCAUCUGAUGGGCAUGGCUCUGAGCACACUGUGGACAACACAAAAUAUGCUGCAGAGCUUCACUUGGUUCACUGGAACACCAAAUAUGGUGAUUUUGGGAAAGCUGUGCAGCAUCCAGAUGGACUGGCUGUUUUGGGUAUUUUUUUGAAGAUCGGACCUGCUACAAAAGGUCUUCAGAAAGUUCUUGAUGCACUGGAGUCCAUUAAAACAAAGGGGAAGAGCUCAGCCUUCACUAACUUUGAUCCCCGAUCCCUUCUUCCUGGAAACUUGGACUUCUGGACAUACCCUGGCUCUUUGACCACUCCGCCUCUGCUGGAAUGUGUGACCUGGAUUGUGCUUAAGGAACCCAUUACUGUCAGCAGUGAGCAGAUAUCUCAGUUCCGUAAGCUGAACUUCAACUCAGAGGGGGAACCUGAAGAACUGAUGGUGGACAACUGGCGCCCUGCUCAGCCACUGAAGAACAGGAAGAUCAAAGCAUCCUUCAAAUAAGAUGGCCCAGGAGCGGGCGUUCAAACAACAUAAGUGCGGCCCGCCUCUCUGUAGCUAAGCACAAUUCUACCUUGGUGAUUCAGAUCCUGCCUCUGUGUCUGGUAUUGUAGGCCUUCCAUCUCUCACCUCUUGUGCUUACUAAUAAAAUGUGAAGAACAAGA